Micropterus dolomieu (smallmouth bass) is the source of this 2114-nucleotide messenger RNA. It is a transcript of the gene rmnd1, whose product is annotated as required for meiotic nuclear division 1 homolog. The record is from RefSeq and is a predicted model, not a curated record. Lineage: Eukaryota; Metazoa; Chordata; Actinopteri; Centrarchiformes; Centrarchidae. Bases 160 to 1524 code for a protein of 454 amino acids. Gene Ontology annotation, biological process: positive regulation of mitochondrial translation. The transcript is spliced from 12 exons.
AGCUGCAACAAACUUUAUUAGCACACACCGAACACUCCUCCUCUGUAUGUCAUGCAAAGGUGUCAUGUAGUUAGCAAUGUUAAGUCAGUAAUUAUAUUUUGUCACAGCGUUUCUCGUAACUACCGUUUCCUGACGGUGUAGAAUACUUUUUAAAAUCAAAUGGUUUGGAAUCGCUACUUUUUUCAUUUAAUUUACUGCUGUUUCCUGUGUUGUAGCUCACCUGUACAGCUGCCCAUGGUAAAGAUGCUUCUCCGGAUGUUGUGGCCCAGAGUGGGAGCUCUUGGGCCUGUAGAGAGAAAACCAGUCUGCAUCUGUGCCACUGCCAGUCUGUCCCAGUCUGUCCAGUCACACAAGUAUGAAUCCAAGCCCAGGACUUUAAACUGGUCUGACACAUGGACCUUUUCAGGGACCUGUUCUUUGAAUCCUCUUCACCAACCGCAGAAGCAAAUAAGACAUGUUCUGCCUGCUUCAGGUGGAUUUAAAAGUCUCAGCGGCCCUUUGUUUACUGACCAUGGGAUACUGACUAAAUGUGGACAGAAGCGUUUUUAUUCACCCGACCUUGUGAAGUCAGUGUUAAAACCCAGUCUAAAACCAGCAAUGGUUCCGGGAAAAAGGGUUCCCAAAGGACCGAGAACAAAACAACCCUCUAGAGCUAAUCAGCCUUCUUUGAAUGAAGACAAGGACAUGAUGCAAUGUAUUGCCUUUGCAACAGCAGAUCAGUAUCAUUUGCCAACACUUUGCCACGACUUGAUAAGCCACGGCUUCCAAGAGAUAGAUUUACCAAGAGAUGCCUCAAAUGUGCUGGUGAUAAGCACAGACAUGGCAGCAAAACCAGAUGACGAUGCUCUAAUGUUCUUCUUCAGGGAAGGCUCAGUAGUUUUCUGGAAUGUUGAGGAGAAAACGAUGAAAAAGGUGAUGAGGGUACUGGAACAUCAUGAGAUCCAGCCCUAUGAAGUAGCAUUAGUCCACUGGGAAAAUGAGGAAAUUAACUACAUACUUGGAGAGGGAAAUACAAAGCUUGAGCGCGGCAACUUUAUUCUGAGUGACAAGAUGGAUCAACAUGAAGCCGUUUUGGAGAAGUUUGCAUUUUCAAAUGCACUAUGUUUGUCGGUGAAGCUUGCGAUAUGGGAGGUGUCAUUAGACAACUUUGUAGAGUCAAUUCAAUCAAUCCCGGAGACGCUGAAGUCUGGUAAAAGAGUUAAGUUGUCCUCUGCAGAAGUGAUGAAGAAGAUAGGAGAGCUUUUCACGUUAAGACACUGUAUAAACCUGAGGUCUGACCUGCUCCUCACACCUGAUUUCUACUGGGACCGAGAAAACCUGGAAAAACUCUAUGACAAGACCUGCCAAUUCCUCAGCAUCAACCGCAGAGUCAAUGUUGUGAAUGAGAAGCUGGAACAUUGUACACAGUUAACAGAUCUGAUGAGGAGCCACCUGAGUGAGAAGCACAGCUUGAGGUUGGAGUGGAUGAUAGUCAUCCUCAUUACUAUUGAGGUUUUGUUUGAACUUUCAAAAAUGAUCUUCUAAACUGCUCCACCAACAAAGCACAAAUAGAGGCACUAGAAGUUCCUGUGAAAGAAUGCUGCACUAUACAAAGGUACUUUGUCAGUAAUAUUUUCUUCAAGCAACUAAAAUUGUGAAAUGGACCUAAUUAAUUUUGAAUGUCUUACUGUUCCUGUUGUACAAUAGAUGCAUUUCAAAAACACACAAUAAAUAUUUGUUUUCUUUUCUUUUUUCUUUUUUUACCAUUUCAGUACUGUUUUACUGAAGGUCAUGGCCCUGCAGGAUUGUAUUUGCUAAAAAAACCCAGACUUGUUAAUUUUGGGAUCAGUUGGCCACACAGCUUUAUUUUGGCUUUGUUUGCUGCAUUUAUGUUUAACACUGUUUAUUGCACUUUUAAGUUAUGAGCAAAACUCUAUGAAUCUGUUUCACUAUGAAAGAUACUGUUUUUUAAAGCACAUAAUUGGGACACAAGGGCAGAGAGUCACACCUUGACAUGUGACAUUAUUCUUUUGACACUAGCAGUAGGAAAAAGAAAGCAAGAUGCGAUCAAGUCCGUGAACUCCAACUGUGUGCUGUGUUAUAGUAGAUUGAAUAAAGUGUCUACUUUAAAUGUU